CUGUCGGAGCCGGGGCUCAAACCGGCAACCUUCUGAUUACAAGACGAACUGCCAACUCCUGAUUGGUCAAAUUUUAUCGUAGCUUGUCUGAUGAAGCGUUGAUAGACAAGACUGAGUCCUCUGAUUCAACUAAACAUUUGCCAACAAUAAAAAUCUGACUUUAAAAAAAAAAGAGCAGAUGCCGGUCAGUGCAGAUCAGACCUUGUCAUAGUCUCCACACAGUCAGAUUAUAUCCAUCAAAAACCACUCAUUCACUUAUACACACUGUAUUUGAUUCAGACAUAGGUCUUUACAUCUGUAACAAGUUCACAAACAUUGCAAAUCCCAUUCUGACUCUUAUUACAACAAAGUCUAAGCUCAAGGCACAUUCACCACCUGCUUCAUAGCUUUCAUACAUAUUACACGGAUCAGCAGAUCAAGCAGUCAUGGAGCACUGAACUCAUGAUUCCUUAAAAACCUACAUAUUUCCACAAUUAUUGAAUUCUGGAUAAGGUUAUUAAGACUUACAAUUACCGGAGAUGUACAUGUUUAAUAUCUUUGACUGAUUUUUAUGUCCCAAAGCUAUAUUGUAGCCAUAGCUUCUUCUGUUUCUGCUGGCUCUGUAUUGGUGCAACAUUUCAUGCAUGUAAGACACUGACGUCUAGUUAACGAUUACCAUCAAACUCUUAUCUGAAUCCAGAAUCCCAAACUAAAUACAGAUAAGCUGCAGGGGAAAGCUUGUUCAGUGGUUUCAGAUAUCGGCCAAUUGUUCUUGGGUGAAUCAAUGGAAACAUCUUUCCAAAAAUAAGUUGUCUAUAAAAGUGAAAAAAUAAAAAACCCCAAAGAAAAUUCCCUCACAUUUUUUUCACAUUUGCUAGAAUGAAUGGUAACCCUCGUGACUUCAAACAGCGCUGUGAUCGGAUUAUCUAUCGGCCUUAAUCUCGAUAUGCACAGCCCUCAUCUGGCCUGUGAGAGGAAGAAAUUAUAAUCCAUCGCAACACCACAUGAAUCAGAGACUGCCAUAUACUGCGAAAAAUCAGUACCUUUGCUUUCUUUCUGUCAGGGGGACAAAUGCUGUGAUGACAAAAGCAGAAAGUGCAAUAAACGUGUAUGAUGCUUUAUUAUCUACAAACAGCCUCCCUAUGAUAGCAGAUAUUAGCCAUAAUCACAUUACAUCCCUAUUAUAAGAUAAAAAUAAGCCUGUGUGUGUAUUCUCCUUUAUGUGUAGAUUAUGGACAAUAAAUCUAUGAAUGAGGGAAUUAAAUAAAACCACAUCCCAGACUGUUAUGUCACUGUGGGCUCUUAUCACGGUGCAUGUGUCCCGUUGGAUGUAAUCCAGAUGUUACCCAGCUGGAUGUGGGUUCUGGUGGGAGAGACGAGGAUUUAUCUGUAAGGAGACUCAUUGGAGAUGCUGCUCAGCCAAGCUUCCAGACACAUGGAUGCAGAUGCAAGCGUUCGCAUGCCAAUUCCUGCAGGCCCUCCCUCUCGCCGAUUGUAGCCCAGUGGCCUAGAUUAGCUCUCCCAUCUCCCAGUACUGUCCUGUGUGAAUGCGCAGGAAGUAGGACUCGCAGGAACAAUGUGUCAUCUCGUUGCUGCGAAACGAGGCGUCGUCUCACAAAUCGUGAAAAAUGUGUGUGGGAGUUAUAGAGGAGCAAAGGUCCCAGGCGAACAUUUCAAAGACCGCACCUUCAGGACUGUGGCCAAACAGUCUUGGGUGAAAAUGAUGUGACGUGCUGGGAGGUGGCUGAUUCCUGUUUGUUUUUAUUUAUUUAUUUCAUUUCUGAACGCUCACAGCACACCCAUAGCCUCCGCUCUUUGAUCAUCGGAAGGGCGUGAGCGAGCCUGUGCAAUAUGUAAACAGCUCUAUGAGCCAUAAUUCCUAUAUUCAUGUCCUCUUUCCAGCUGGAGCUUUAUUUCUAAUUUUUUUACCCUCUACUCUCAUUUCUGGGCCUAAAAUCAGGUUAACGUUUUAUAAGGAGCUUAGCACAGAGGGCCACAGUGUGCCACUAAUGUAAUAGAGUAUCUCUCUCGCUCUCUUUCUCUCACUCUCUCUCUCUCACACACACACAUUCUCAUCUGUCCUCUUUUCUCUUGUGCAUUUGCUCACCCUGUCAGGAAGUGACCUUCUCUCUCUCUCUCUCUCUCUCUCCCUUUCUUUCUUUUCUCCCAGCCUGUUUUUUUUCCCACCUCCCUCACUCCCUUCCCUCGGUAUCUCCCUCCGUCUGCAGAUGUGGUAAGUCUGAGGUUUAAUCAUUAAGGCAGGGACACAACUGAUACAAGACCGCUCCGUGAAGAGAGGAGGACGAUCAGGAGGGACAAGUUGAGGUGCUUGGUUUUAGAUUUUUGGGAUCAGACCGAUGGAGUCUUUCUCGGGAGACGCAGAAGAAAGCGCAGAGGACGUCGCAGGACGUAAAAGAUCCAAGAUCAAGGAUCUGAAAACUCGUCUCUUUGGGAAAAGUAAGAGAGCAGGCGGAGAAGGAAAUACCAAACUCAGCCAGUCAGCCAGUGACAUCACUGCAGGAAAAGAUCUCGGAUCAGAAGAAGAUUUGGUAUGCGCACAGGCCAUCAUGGGAUCGCGGGCACUGUCCCACGACAGCAUCUUUCUGGAUGACCUGGUCAUGACAGACCCUGAACCCACCAGGGUCUUAUCUCAGGAGAACGUUCACAGCAAAAUCAAAGCUCUCCAGAUGACGCUUCAGCAGCAGAAAAUGCAUUUGGGCCCACCUCCUAUGGUCCUGCCAAUGAGACGUCCACCAGAUCUGAGCAGCCAGGAGUCACUUCCUCACAGCCCUCCUCACGAUUCAGGAGAAGACAAUACAUCUCAGGAAACCCUUACAAAGGCGAUAUCUCAGCCAACAUCUCGCACUCUCUCACCCAUCCCCAAACCUGCACCUAUCAAAUCUCUUCCCUCGACUCCAUCCCAUGCUUUUCCUCUUUCCGUCCCCUCUGUUUCUCCUUCUGCUGCUGAGGUCCCGUCGGAUUUUAGAACACCGGCUCAGUUCGCUUCCCGAUUAGACACUUCUGCCGCACGCCACCGAAUGUCUAUCAAACCCAGAAACCAGAGGGCCAGCACUAAGAUGAAAGCUGCCGCGACCGUCUCUCAGUCUCAUUUAGACACCAUGAACAACAUUGACCGACCCGAGCCUGUCAAAGAACUAAAACACCAUCUUGGUGCUCAAGAAGAAGUAACAGUGGAAACAAAAGAAGAAGAAAAAGUUGCUGUUCCCAUUGUACAUCAGCGUCUUCCUUCAAAAUGUGCAGAAGUGCCACCGGUCACAUCAGAGGCGGUACCCAAACCAACAAGUCAAAGUUUCUCCAAACAGGACUACGUUCUUCCUGAGACUGUAGCCUCCCAAGUACCUCGAGUUAAACCUCGCAGACGUGUGGGUUCAGCAUCUGGUGAACGUCCACACUCGUCCUUCAUAGAGUCAGGACUGAAGGAACAAAGACAAGGGGAUUUGGAGAAGCAACUAAUGCCUCAUGAUGAUAAUGCCUCAGGAAUAGCAUUCAGGUGUUCCUCUGCUAGCCAGGAGGUUCAAGGUGAUAGCGAACCCACAAGAGGAAUUAAACGAUAUGCCCAAGGAUCUGGCUCUUUCCACUUUUCUGUCACUGCAUCGAAAAACAGAGAUGGAGAAAGACCCCGAUCGGGCAGUUUUUUGGGAGUUUUGGAACAAGCUGAAGCCAGGAACAGGAUCAGUAGGGAAAUGGAGGAGAAAAACAGGGAAAAGGAGGAAGUUAAAGAGCCAAGAGAGCAUCCUUUUGCUUUAGGAAGGUUUCGUCAAGAAGGCGCACCACCUAAAACCUCAGCUGUUCCCUGGGACAGGAGUGACAGCUUCAAAAAGGUGGAAUCAGUGACAGCAUAUAAAGACGCACCUGCAGACACAGGCGCUGCUGAGGCGGAGGAGAUCGAGAGCAGCCAGGAAGAGGUGGAAGAGGCGGUGGAAGCAAAGGAGCCCCAGGAGGAACAAGGAAAAACAGCUUUCGGUGUCAAACUGCGCUCCACAUCUCAUUCACUUCGAUUUCGGCUUGAUACAUCUUCUAACAGGCAUUCAAAGUCAGCACUGGGUGAGGACCAAGGUGACCAAAAAUGCCAAGAAAUAAGUGAAAAAAAGUUGCAAGAAAAUGCGUCUUGGAUGCCAUCCUCCUCUGGAGAGGUCAGACCAGCUGAUCAAACCCCAUCUGGCUUCUCUCCUCCAGUCAAACAUAAUGCUCCAUUUGCCAGCGAAACGUCCGACGUUCAGACGACGCCUGCAAACCCAAAAGAAGCAGAAGCUACACCCCGGGAGCCUCAACCUGCCCCGCAGGCGACCUCAUCUGAGGUGUCCUGGAUGGCUCUGGCCAUGGAAAAAACCAAGAGCCUUCAACAGCUUUUCAUUAGUAGAUUCCCCAGAGAUUUUGCAGGAAAUUUACAGGCAAACAUGCAAUCUUCAGCACGACCGCAGGCACAAGCGCAGCCCACAAAUCCAACAGAGACUUUUACACAAGUACGGACACAGACUGUGCAAGCUGCAAAGCAGCCAUCGGCAGAAACGAAUCAAAGCAGAAGCCAAGCACAGACUGUCAAAACAUCGCCAGGAUUUCUGCAACAGAAGGCAUCUCCUGUGCUGUCCAAUGCCUCCAGAGAUCCACAAAUGUCAAAACACACCAGUGAAGACCAGAUGAACACAACUAAGUCUGCCUCACAUUCAGUGGUAACCACCAAUCCGUGGACAACCCAUUCUCCUUUGCGCUCCCCUUCACAAACAGACACCUCGUUUCAGUUUGCACAAGGCAGCGCCACACAGUCUCUUGCGCAGUCUUACCUUUCCUCAGGCCAGCAGCAAUCCUCCUGGAGCAAUCGAGGUCUCCAGUCUGCCCAGCAGCUCAAGCCCACACCUUCAGCGCAGACUUCAGCUCCCGCAGCCUCGUCAGCUGUUGGUUCUGCUUCAGCUUUUGCCUCAGGAAGAGGGGAGAGAGAAGCCAGUGAGCAAAAAGAGGCUCCGCCACUCACAAGCCGAAGAGCAUUUUGGUCUGGUUCUGUAAGCGAGAAGGCUGCUUUUUUAGAGAGACGGGGAGAGUGGACCACACCACCUGGACCCAAGGGGGUGGAAUUGAGGAAAACGCAUACAGACAUGCAGGGAUCAGGUGAAUCCCCUACCUUGGCAAAAAACGCACCUGUGAUCAAAGAUGCAGAUGAAAGACAAGCAGUAAACCUUGCAGAGUUAAGCCCCACCAACGUUGCAGAAAGGUCGCGUGAGGACAGAUGGUCACGGAAAAAUGCAGCGUCUUCUUCAUCACCGUCAUCAUCACCCACACUGCCCUCGGUGCUGCAAUCCAUGUCUGACAGCGGUCAGCCGUCCUGGAUGGAAUUGGCCAAGAGGAAGUCAAUGGCCUGGAGUGAUAAGACCAUGGACUAAGAAGGACACGAGUCGAUGAAGAGCCCAUCAUAAAGACUAAAACCGCUUCAUGGUUAAAGUGUAGGCUGUGUGGUGAUGCUGUCAGACAGCCGGUUGCUUGAUGCCGUUUUUAUUUGGAUUUAAGUGUUAAUGUUUAAUUACGGAAGAGGAUUAGGGCCACUGGAAAAAAGAAAGUGGGCACGUCUUUUUUUUUUUCUUCUUUUCCAGAAUUCUGAGGAAAAAGUCAGAAUUCUGACCGUAAAGGAACAAUUUUGAGGUAAAAGAAUUUUGAGUAAAAAGUCAGAAUUCUCACAUUAAAGUCAGAAUUCUGACUUUUGCCCACUUUUUUUUCCGGUGGCCCUAAUCCUCCUAUUUAAUUGAGAGUGAAUAUCUUCUGAAAGUUCAUCAUGAUCGCUGUUAUUCAGUUAAGGACGAAUACUUCAUGUGAUUGAGCAUUUCACAGCUCUUAAAAGUUUAUGUUAAAUAAUAAAUUUGUAAGGACGA
Molecule: messenger RNA, 5858 nt
Organism: Haplochromis burtoni (Burton's mouthbrooder)
Lineage: Eukaryota; Metazoa; Chordata; Actinopteri; Cichliformes; Cichlidae
Gene: cracdl
Product: CRACD like
Exons: 10
Coding region: 2337-5375 (1012 amino acids)
Source: RefSeq, a predicted model, not a curated record